Messenger RNA from Phacochoerus africanus (Common warthog), 2121 nucleotides. It is a transcript of the gene GPATCH3, whose product is annotated as G-patch domain containing 3. Gene Ontology annotation, biological process: negative regulation of type I interferon production; positive regulation of DNA-templated transcription; negative regulation of RIG-I signaling pathway. The coding region runs from base 37 to 1599 and encodes 520 amino acids. Gene Ontology annotation, molecular function: nucleic acid binding. The record is from RefSeq and is a predicted model, not a curated record. Lineage: Eukaryota; Metazoa; Chordata; Mammalia; Artiodactyla; Suidae. The transcript is spliced from 7 exons.
CGAGAAUUGGUUCCAGCCGAUCAUGUGACAUCUAAGAUGGCAGUGUCCAGCGAGGCGGAGGAAGAGGCGGCAGUUUAUCUGAUAGUGAGUGGUAUCCCUUCGGCGUUGCGUUCAGCCCAGCUACGGAAUUACUUUAGCCAGUUCCGGGAACAACGCGGCUGUGGCUUCAUUUGUUUCCACUACCGGCAUCGGCCGGAGCGGGCCCCUUCCCGGGCUCCUCCGGAUUCUGCCCUAACUCCUCUCGGCCAGGGUCUCGCCCAGACUUCAGUCAAAGAUGCCCGCGCUCUCUCCACUCAGGACUCUACUCCCGCCCAGCCCCACACCUGCUGCUGCGUGGUCUCCGUACGGGGGGAAGCUCAGGCCCAGAGGUUUCUCCGCAUGUACUCGGGCCGCCGGUGGCUGGAUUCUCAGGGGACUUGGUUACCUGGUUGUUGUGUCAUCCGCAGACUUCGACUACCUACUGAGACAUCAGGUCUGGACUCCUUUCCCUUCAAGACCCGGAAAGAACUGCAGAGUCGGAAGGCUACAAGUGAAGCCUUCACACUGGCCGACCUGAGACAACUGCCAGAGUUGAACCCACCGGUGCUGAUGCCCAGAGGGAAUGUGGGGACUCCCCUUCAGGUCUUUUUGGAGUUGAUCCGGGCCUGCCGCCUACCCCCUCGGAUCAUCACCCAGCUGCAGCUCCAGUUCCCCAAGACAGGUUCCUCCCGGCGCUAUGGCAAUGUGCCUUUCAAGUAUGAGGACACAGAGACUGUGGAGCAGGAAGAGCUUGUAUACACAGCCAAGGGUGAGGAAAUACCCCAGGGAACCUGCCUGGCAGAUGUACUAGCCAGCCCCUGUGGAGAGGUGGAGGAAGAAAGAGAAAAGGAAGAGGAAGAAGAAUCACACUCAGAUGAUGAUGACGACCGGGGUGAGGAGUGGGAGCGGCACGAAGCACUGCAUGAGGAUGUGACCAGGCAGGAGCGGACCACUGAGCGGCUCUUUGAGGAGGAGAUCGAGCUCAAGUGGGAGAAGGGCGGCUCCGGUCUGGUGUUCUACACUGAUGCCCAGUUCUGGCAGGAGGAGGAAGGAGACUUUGAUGAACAGACAGCUGAUGACUGGGAUGUGGACAUGAGUGUGUACUAUGAUGCAGAUGGUGGAGACAAGGACGCCCAAGACUCUGUCCAAAUGCGUCUGGAACAGAGACUCCGUGAUGGCCAGGAGGCUGGCUCUGUGAUCAGGCACCAGGUGGGCACCUUCGAGCGCCACACCAAGGGCAUUGGGCGGAAGGUGAUGGAGCGGCAGGGCUGGGCUGAGGGCCAGGGCCUGGGCAGCCAGUGCUCAGGGGUACCUGAGGCCCUGGAUAGUGAUGGCCAGCAUCCCAGAUGCAAGCGUGGAUUGGGGUACCAUGGAGAGAAGCUGCAGCCAUUUGGGCAACUGAAGAGACCCCGUGGAACUGGCUUGGGGCUGAUCUCCACCAUCUAUGAUGAGCCCCUGCCCCAGGACCAGGGGGAGUCGCUGCUCCGCCGCCAGCCACCCACCAGUAUGAAGUUUCGUACAGACAUGGCUUUUGUGAGAGGUUCCAGCUGUGCCUUGGACAGCCCUUCAGAGCCUGAGUGACAGGUCCAGGGGCUUAAUCAGGAUCACUCAUAAUUGCACAGUGGCAGCCCUCUAUACGGCCUUAUCUAAUGCCAAAGCAAAAAGAACUCUGGGAGCAGCAAUCUGCCCUAGCCUGUUCAGGAUGCUUUUUUAGAACUUGCCUCCUGGCUGUCUACCUCAGGGGCAUUUUUACAAAAAGCCCCCAAUCCUCCCUUUUGAUGAAACGGCUUAAUGACCUCUCCCUGGUGGCCGCCUAACCCUGGUCUGUUUGGGCUUGCUCCUGUUGCUUCCCCCAGUACGAUGAAAAGCCGAACUGCCUGAGAUUACCAGCACAACUUCCAUGGGGAGGGGUAGGGAGGUCGCCACGAAGCCCAGAAGGAGGGGAAAAGGGACAUGGAAGAGAUUUGCGCUCUGAAGAGACGGUUUGGGGGCCGGCCCUCCUUCGCCUCUCCCCUUAACUGGCUGGGACCGGGCAGCGGAGAGUCUAAGGCAGUUAUCCCGAGUCUGAGACCUAAUGGGAGAAUAAAGGAGUGUAUUACCGAA